AUGUCCAAACUGGAGAUGUUGCUGCGAGACAAAUUUGAAUCUGAGUUGGUUCUUCAGCAUCACAUUAAAGCUCUGAGCAAGAGCCUUCAGCAGCAGCUGCAGGAGAUGGAGAGGAGGCAGAAGCAAGAACUUGACAAGAGGAUUCAACAAGAUCUUGCUCUUUCAACACACAAAUACACAGAGGAAACACAGGCUCAACACAGAAAUAUUGGACUAAGAAAAGUGUCAUCUACAUCUGCACUGAACUCCAACAAAGGGAUCCCACCUGAUCAGAUAAAUUUGUCUGUUGUUCAUUUAGCAUGUAACUCUACUGGUAAGUCAUCAGAAUCCAAACAUGCAAAGACAAACCACUGUCAGCGGGCUUUGGCAAUGACAUGGCCAAACAAAGAAAAAGAGGCUAUGGCUGAGUGUCUGAAGAAAUUCACUGCUCCUCCAGUCCCCAGUCAUGUCUCGGCGUCCCUUUUCAGAGAGAUGAUGCUGAAGAAGGAGAGGCAGAGGCAGCGAGGGCUUGAGCAACGAAAGAACUUCCUACUGUCCAUGCAAAAACCAUUCGGCUUUGAGGAGAGAGAAAAGGAAAAGAGGACCAAACUAAUAGCAAUGAUAAAUGAAGCAGCCAAAGAUAAGAAUGAAGCUGUUGUCAUAAAGAGUUUUCAUAAAAUAACCAAAGACUCAAAACAAGCAAACAGAGACUGCCAUAAAGUCCCCAGACAAACAGUUGAGGAUGCGUCAUUGUCUGAGGGACCCAAAUUUCGCACAGCAGAUCGGACCAGGAAAGAGAGGGUAGGAUUCCUGGAUGAGAGCCCAAGCUUCCAACCAAAGAUCAUCCGUCAGGUCCCAGAUUUCUGCAGACUACACAAAGCCUUACAGAGGGAGACAACACAGACUAAAGAGACAACCAAAUGUCAGCCUUUCCAACUGAGAACAUCUGCUCUCCCCGUGCGCCAAAGCAGGGCCAGUCCUCAACAAUCACAGGCACAAACGGUGUCUCAUCUCAGCAGAAGCAAGUCUCUGGGAGCCCUGACCUCACUGUCUACAGACACUCUCCCUGUGUACAUUACAGAUGCUACUCGGAAACGCGCUGAGGCCAUCAGAAAAUCAAUGGAAGUUCAAGAGAGCAGGACCCUGGAGAGUGCUGACUGGCUGAGAAAGUACCAAAUGAGGUCAGAGGCCAUGCAGAGGACGGUCAUGCUCCACGCCAAGCUCCUGGACCCGCACAGGAGCCUAAAGGAGGUGUAUAAUGAAAAACUACAGCAUCAUCGCGAAGCGGACCAGCAGAGGAUGAGAGAGUACAGUAGGGAACUGAAGGGAAUGAGGGCGCGGGUCAGUCAACGCCCCUAUCUGUUUCAGCAGGUCAGACAGAAAUCUGCGAAGGCCAAUGCAGAGAAGACUUACAGAAACACGCUCCGAAAUGCAGGGUUAAAAGAGCAGUUUGUUGAGGAAAAUGGCCUCGCAAGAUUGUCGUCCUCCCCCUCCAUAUCUGAGGGAAAUACAGACGCCAGCACUGAGGACCAACAUAGCAGGGAAGAAAAUGGAGACGCCGAAAAGAAAAUUGAAGAUGUGAAGGAGGAGAGCGUGGACUACAAAGCGAACGAAAUGCCAUGA
This is a messenger RNA of Boleophthalmus pectinirostris (great blue-spotted mudskipper), 1602 nucleotides long. RefSeq names its product FAM161 centrosomal protein B (gene fam161b). Lineage: Eukaryota; Metazoa; Chordata; Actinopteri; Gobiiformes; Gobiidae. The transcript is spliced from 8 exons. The record is from RefSeq and is a predicted model, not a curated record. Gene Ontology annotation, biological process: cilium organization. Gene Ontology annotation, cellular component: cilium. The coding region runs from base 1 to 1602 and encodes 533 amino acids.